AUGAGAGGGACAGAGUCGGCGCAUGGACAGCCACCUUGGCCGAGGAUCGUGAUCGUGAGCAGGAGGCAUCUGCGGAAGAACAAGCAGGUUGACUUUGUCGGGGAGUACCACAUCGAUCUGCUUCAGAGGUAUGGAGCUGUUCCCAUCCUCAUUCCCCGAACCCUGGCAACUACCCAGCAACUCGAAGCCUACCUGAUUGGCGGCAUCGACGGAGUUCUGGUAGUGGAGGGAAACGAUCUUGGAGCAGAGUAUAAGCCGUACGGGAGCGAAGUGAGCAUGCCGUCAGACAAGAAGGACGAGCUGCUGAACAAGCACCCGGGGGACAUGGAUAUUGAUAACGCCAAGGACGCGCUGGAGAUGGAGCUAAUCAGGAAGGAGGUCAUCGGUAAGGGAGUGCCGUACCUUGGACUGUGCAGGGGGUCGCAGAUGCUCAACGUUGCCAUGGGUGGUACACUCUACUUCGACGUUGCGACCGAAGUUCAGACCAGCGUCAAGCACAUCGACUACGACAACUACGAUGGGUACCGGCACAAGAUCGACGUCGUGCCCGAGACCCCGCUGGCGGGCUGGUUCGAGGAGCAGUACGAGGCUGCGGGGAGGAAGACGUUUGAGCUGCAGGUCAACAGCUACCACCAUCAGGGCAUCCGGACGCUGGCUGACAAUCUUGAGCCCAUGUGCUUCUGCCAGGACGGGCUGGUGGAGGGAUACUACGACACGACCCAGCACGACCCAGCGCAGGGGAAGUACAGGGUCGGGCUGCAGUGGCAUCCGGAAAGGAUGCUGAGCGACUAUGCCGGGUGCGCCAGGGUGUACCAGCACUUUGUGGAGGCGGCGGCUUCGCAUCGCAGGCUGAUCUUGGAGAGGGAGAAGAAGGUGACGAGGAUGAAGAUAGUAGGACAGGCGGUCGUGCAUGUGAAUCCUGCAAACAAGCAUCAUCAUGUCAGGAGGGACCUGACCCUCAGGACAGACAGCAGGCACGAGUAG
Guillardia theta CCMP2712 is the source of this 984-nucleotide messenger RNA. RefSeq lists its product as hypothetical. Bases 1 to 984 code for a protein of 327 amino acids. Gene Ontology annotation, cellular component: cytosol. NCBI's taxonomy places the organism in Eukaryota, Cryptophyceae, Pyrenomonadales, Geminigeraceae. Gene Ontology annotation, molecular function: hydrolase activity, acting on carbon-nitrogen (but not peptide) bonds, in linear amides. The record is from RefSeq and is a predicted model, not a curated record. The transcript is spliced from 3 exons.